Molecule: messenger RNA, 1332 nt
Organism: Agrilus planipennis (emerald ash borer)
Lineage: Eukaryota; Metazoa; Arthropoda; Insecta; Coleoptera; Buprestidae
Product: abnormal long morphology protein 1-like
Exons: 3
Coding region: 38-1189 (383 amino acids)
Source: RefSeq, a predicted model, not a curated record
ACGUAAAACCUUUUCAAAAAUUUUCACAGAAGAAGAAAUGUAUUACUAUUUCAAUUGCGAUGCUUCAAUGGAGUAUAGUACGAAUAACUACAGUAGACUGUUUCAAGAUUUGAUGAAAUUGGAGAGAGAUUACACAUUUAACCAAAAUCAAAUCAAAUUGAAGGAUGAAGAAAUUGAACGACUUAACUUGUCAAAUGGUAAACUGCAAGAAGCUAUCAAAAGAAAAAUUGCAGAAAUACAAACCCUCCACUGCAAAAUUUUCAAAUUAGAGUCAGAACUUACAGAAACUAAGAAAGAUGUGGAAAAGCAAAAAGUAAUCAAUCAAAAAUCGAUUAAUUGUUUCAAUCAAGAUCUCCAAGAAGCAAACAAGCGCAAUGAAAGUUUGAUCAACCAACACCUAAGAGACUUGAAGAAAAAGGAAUUUGAAAUGAAACAACAUUUCGAUUCAAUAUUGCAAGAGAAGGAAUAUGAAUUUAAAGAAAAGUUAAUGGCUGCCGAAGAAAAGUUGAGAUUCGAAAAACAGACGGUAACGAAUUUGACUGACCGUUUACAAAAACAAAUUGACGACUACCUUCAACUACAAGACAAAUUGAGGCAGAUAGAGGAAAAAUAUUUAUGUGAAAAGACUGCUUUUGAACAGGAACUUAAGUCCUUAGAAACUAUCCGAAGCAAUUUAACAUCGGAUUUGAUAACAGUGAAAGACACUUGCCUGAAACUAGAGCAAAAUAUGUCCAAUUCCUCAUCGGAAAUAGAAAAAUAUCAAGCAGAUCUAAAACAUUUAAACGAAGAAGUCAAAGCACUUACAGAUAGAACAGAUAAUUUAACUAUCGAAAAUAAAGUAUUAAAAGAAAAGUUAUCGGAGGCUAGUAAAAUAUACGGAAAUGCUUUAACAGAAGCUCAGGAAUGGAAGAAUAAAUACUCCGAAAUUCAAUUAAAAAUGACUGGAGCAGAAAGUGGAGUUUGCUGUGAAAUAAAACACCAAAAAUUUGACGAAUUAGAAAAGCAAAACGCCAUUCUACAAGACGUCGUAAAAACCAUGAGAAAAGAGAGGGUUCAAAUGGAACUUCAAACACAAAAUGAUAUAAGUGGUGCUGAAAGUCGUAUAGAGAGAUUAGAAACUUUGGUAAACUUGUUGAAAAAGGAAUCGUGUUAUUGUGAUAAUUGUUCUGAGGUGAGUGGGUAUAAAUAAAAAUGUCGUCAGACUUCAAGUACCAUUAAGUUGAAUUAUUUCAAGUGUUUAUCUACAAGUGUUAUAAAAUAAUCUAAAUUAAUUCCAUAUCAGUAUAAGUUCAUUUCAACAAUAAAGGGAAUUGAAGCAAAAAGGAUGUUAAG